CUUCAGAAUAGUAGUGACUUAACUCAAAAAUCUAAGAAAUUGAGUUACGGUCAUAGAGGGUCACUAAAAGGUACGCACUUUUAGGUGAAUAAUAAAGAAGCGGCGUUUUUAUGUUAGAAUAAAGAUUACGAUACUUCGGUCUCUUUCACACUGCCUACCUCUACCCGCGCCGCUCGGAUCGGUAACGACGCAAUUAGUGAUGCAUCAAACAAGUCGUCGCAAGUUUAUUAGUGAACUGACCUAAAACGUAAUAAGUCACUUGUGUACUGAACAAACAGGUAAGUAAACUUCUCAAUCUUCAGUAUAAGAGAGACUCUUUUUUAUAUUAGGUCUUUUUAUUACCGAUUUUGAUUUUUACAUAUAGGACUAAUUGUAAUUAGGUCCCUUUAAUACUUAAAACUAAGAAUAGUGACAAGGACUAAACAGAAUUGAGCCCCUUUUAAAAUAAAACCAAGGACUUCAAUACAUUUUACAUCAAAAUGUGUCAUUACUACACUAAUUUGCCGACAAAUAAAUGAGCUAUUUCAUUAAAUGAGUCCUUAUAAUUAUAUAAUGUGGGUGUUUUUAUGUUCUGUAAUAAGAUUUAGGACUCUGUAUUUCCUAAAUACCGAAUACUUAAACUAUAUUAGUAGACCUGUUUGUUUCAGAUAAGAAUAAAAAUGAAGAGAAGAGCAGACUUAAUAUUUGAGAAAUUACAAAUAAUGGUGGACGUAGUACCAUGCAAUUACAAAAAUGAUAAAAUUAAUAAAGAGAACAUUCCUCAUUCUAUUGAGCAAAGAAAACGAAAGUUGACUCAGAAUGAGUAUGAAAGCGAUACCUCUCGGCCAUCUAGUUCAUCAAUAAUAGAAGGCACACCUGAAAAAAGAGUGCUGUUAUCAAAUCAUGCACACGAACUUUGCGAUGGCAAAAGAAACAUACCUAGGGUUGGUUUCUCAUUACGGAAAUCAUUAUUUAAUGCCAUGAAAUAAAUUGCAUACUCACUUAUUUGAUAACCUACGAAAACGUCUACGAAAUCCCAACAAUUGGAAACAAAUUGUUGCAAAAACUUUGUGAAAUACUGGGAAAGAAUAUGUUUCUAACACUAAAUCUAUAAAAAUUGUUCCUGCUCGUUCAAUAAAAGAUCCAUGUACCAGCAAAUGUAGAGUCAAAUGUGUCGAUAACAUAAAUGAGAUCGAUAGAAAUCUAUUAUUUAAAAAAUAUUGGGCACUAGGAAACGUAGAAUUACAGAGAUCUUUUGUUAGAAAUUGCAUGAUAGAAGUAAAACCAAAAUAUAAAUACACAAAUGCAGCUAGACCAAGACAGCCUAAUAAUGCAUUAUAUUUUACAGUUAAUGAUACUAAAAUUAGAGUUUGCAAAACUUUUUUUAUAAACACGUUAGGUAUAUGUGACAGGCAAAUAAGAACUGUUAAAAAGAAGACAGAUGCGCAAGGUUUCAUAGAGAAAGAUAACCGAGGUAAAAACCAGAAUAGAAAAAGGAUAGAACCAGCAAUCCUACAAGAUAUAAAGAACCACAUUAAUUGGAUACCAAGGAUU
Pieris napi is the source of this 1533-nucleotide messenger RNA. RefSeq lists its product as uncharacterized. The record is from RefSeq and is a predicted model, not a curated record. Lineage: Eukaryota; Metazoa; Arthropoda; Insecta; Lepidoptera; Pieridae. The transcript has 4 exons. The coding region runs from base 660 to 968 and encodes 102 amino acids.